AUGGAGAUGCGUGUUGUCGGUAUCGAUGGAGGUCAAGACAAGAAAGCACUGUGUCUUUCACUAGGAGUUGAUGUUUUCAUCGAUUUCCUCGAUGUAAAGGAUGUGGUGCGUGCCGUCUCUGACCUCACCGAUUGCGGCGUGGCUGGGGUUAUUGUUACCGCAGCGAGCCGUUCCGCAUAUGAGCAGGGAGCACAAAUGCUUGGCAUCGGGGGAACGCUGGUUCCUGUUGGCCUGUAUGUCCAGGAGGAUUUGGCCCUUGCAGCGCGGAAGCAAAUAAGGGCUGAAGUACAAUGCUUUCCGAUGGAGCAGGCGGAAGCUGUCUUUCAGAGUAAAGCCAAUCGGUAUAAAGGGAGAGCUGCCCUCAGAUUGGAAUAA
Messenger RNA from Penicillium daleae, 375 nucleotides. RefSeq lists its product as uncharacterized. The transcript is spliced from 4 exons. The record is from RefSeq and is a predicted model, not a curated record. NCBI's taxonomy places the organism in Eukaryota, Fungi, Ascomycota, Eurotiomycetes, Eurotiales, Aspergillaceae. The coding region runs from base 1 to 375 and encodes 124 amino acids.